Messenger RNA from Alternaria burnsii, 336 nucleotides. RefSeq lists its product as uncharacterized. Lineage: Eukaryota; Fungi; Ascomycota; Dothideomycetes; Pleosporales; Pleosporaceae. The transcript is spliced from 2 exons. The record is from RefSeq and is a predicted model, not a curated record. The coding region runs from base 1 to 336 and encodes 111 amino acids.
AUGAGUUGGUCAAAAGAUAACACAAUUUCCGUGCUCGCCCUCUUCGCAAGCUGCACGCCUAUAUUCAUCAUGCUCGCUGCAUAUCUGCUUCGCCAGAGACGACUGCGCGCUAAGAAGCAACCUGUGUUGGAUGUGGAGAGGACACCUGCAGUACUUCAACCACAACCGUCGCAAUAUUUUUGGAUUAGAAGGGAGUAUACGCUUGUGGCAUUGAUCCUCGUCCAGAGGGAUGCCCACUUUGCGGACCGCGGAACUUGGGCGAUGAGAAGUAGGUAUGGUAAAUCGGACUCUUGGAGCACUCCGCUGACUCCUUGGAAAGAUACACAUUAUAGAUGA